Molecule: messenger RNA, 1711 nt
Organism: Botrytis cinerea B05.10
Lineage: Eukaryota; Fungi; Ascomycota; Leotiomycetes; Helotiales; Sclerotiniaceae
Exons: 3
Coding region: 29-1588 (519 amino acids)
Biological process (GO): biosynthetic process
Molecular function (GO): transferase activity; pyridoxal phosphate binding
Source: RefSeq, a predicted model, not a curated record
GACUUUCCGAAUUGUAUAUCUACAAUUGAUGUAUCUUUCUUUUUUAAUAAAAAAACAUCGUUCAAUUGAUAUCUAUCACAAUCCUCCAAUGUCUCCCUCUAACCCUAAUUUCAAUCGAUGGGCAGCCAGUCAAAAGCCCCGCUCUCAUACUAUGUAUGAUGCGCCAGCCUUUUAUCGCAACUUGGAGGAAGCUCUCGAUGUUCGAAGAGAGAACCAUGAUCUACAUACUCUAGUCAAAAACACAUGGGCCAAAGGAGAAACCGUAGAUUUCUUCUCCAACGAUUCACUUUCCUUCGGCGCUAGUGGAAGAUUGCGCAAGGCUUUUGAUGAAGAAUUAGCUCGCAAUCCGAAUGUCCAACUAGGAGCUGGAGGUUCUCGCUUAGCGGAUGGUAAUUAUGAUUAUAUUGAAGCGGUAGAGCAGGAAAUUGCCGACUACCAUGGCGUCGAAGCGGCGCUUAUUGUAGGCUCGGCGUGUAAUGCUAAUUGUGCGGUUUUUGAAGCGAUUCCGCAACCAGGAGAUGCUAUUGUUUAUGAUGAGUUUGUUCAUCCGAGUAUCGUGGAUGGAAUGUCGCGUUCGCUUGCUACUACACAAGUUUCUUUCGCUCACAACGAUAUCGAUUCAUUUCGUCAAGCUUUAAUAUUCCUGUCGGACUCACAAUCUCUCAUCAAACAGGGAAAGAAAUGCGUUCUUAUUGUUGUGGAGAGUUUCUAUAGUAUAGAAGGCGAUAUGUCUCCCCUAACAGAACUGGUGCAGAUAACAAAAGAGAUAUUCCCACACGGAAAUGCACAAUUCAUUGUGGACGAAGCGCACAGUAUGGGUGUGGUAGGCAAAAGAGGAUUAGGAUACGUGAAUGUCUUGAAUCUGGAUUCGGAAAUCGCAAUCAAAACUCACACGUUCGGUAAAGCCUUCGGAUCAAUAGGAGGUGUGAUACUUGGUAGUCACACGGUUAAGAAUGCGUUGGUGAAUUUUUCUCGCUCGACUGUUAUUACUGCGGGACCCGCUUUUCAUCAAGUUGCUGCGAUUCGAGCGGGUUAUUCUUUAUUACCACAACCUGAGACUGAAGAAGGACGAGCCAACAUCCAACACCUCGUCACACUCUUCUUCCAAACCAUAACUUCGCACCCCAUCUGGCCCCUCGCCAACAAACUCGGAAUCAUCUCCAUCCCCCUAUGCGAUUCCUGGGACAAGCGCCCGUUUCAGACACAGAUGGUGCCGCUGUGGACGCGAGAUGUGCAUGGGAAAGAAUUGGCGUUUUAUCUGGAGGAGCAUGGAUACGCGGUGUUUCCGGUCAGGUAUAAGGUUAAGGAGGGAAUGGCGAAGUUGAGGAUUAUUGUGCAUGCGGGACAGACGGGGGAGGAGGUGGUGGGGUUAGUGCGGGCGGUUUGUGGGUGGGCUGGGGGGGUGGUGAGGGGGUUGGGGAGGGAGAGGGAGAUGGGGAUGGGGAAGGUGAGGGAAGGGAGUGUGUUUUGUGGGAUGAGAAAGGUGUGCGAGUCUGCUGAAGAGAAGGAGGAUAGCGGUGUUGAGGUUGAGGUUGUGGAUAUGUAUGAAGAAGAGGAAGAGGAAGAGGAAUAUUUCAACAGAGUUUGACGCCACCAGAUAUCGUUCAGCUUAGAUGAGUAGAUCAUAUUCUUUAUUUUUGUAUAGUAUUCUCAUCAGUAUUAGAUUCAGUAUCCAUAUAUUCUAUUUUACAAUACCCAUUCAUGUCAUUCA